UCUACGAGCUGCAAGUUGUUACUAUACAAUUACUCCGCAGGGGGUUGUUAGCGGUGUAGGGUGUUAAGAAGGGUCCUUGUGUUUAUUUGUCAUCGGAUACUCAAUCCAUUAAAUGGCGCUUGAAAUGGAGAGCUACAUUUUGUAUGAUGUAGCAGGAAGACAUUGACGACACUCAUUAUGCAAAUAGGGCUUGGGAGAUGUGAACCUGAUUUUAAUACUGGGAUAAACGUUACGCGGGGGAAUUCUCAGGCAAGACGCUCCUUAACGGCUCCUCCUUAAAAUUACGGUUGACCUGUCCAAGAUGACAUCUAAGUAAACCAAGCCGAGUUAACCUAAAAAUCCAGAAAGUCCAGAUCCGACGGAAUGAUUCUGAAAAAAAGAAAAAAAAUCAAAAAAUUCUUAACAAAGAUGAAAUUGGGUGAAAAACGUUAAAAAUCUGGAAACGAAAAAUCUACGAUAUACAAGGAUCAUCCCCUGGUCCGACUGUCUAAUGUCUCCUCCGACAAAAGUAACAACAAUCAAACACGGAACGUUCCCCGUAGCUGUGACUUCACGCAGCGAUGAAAACGGAACGGAACGGCAUGCUAUACAGUACACGGUGUUGCCCGUUCGCACGAGGACUCUCCCUGGUGUGCUGCGCUCUAGAAGAAGGCGUGUAGAAAGACCGCCCACCCUUGUAGCUCCCACUCUCCGUAACCCGGCAUCGGUGCACCCUACUCUGCUGGGGCCAUGGGCCAUGGGCCACGGGCCACAGGACAACCCAACAACAUCCAGCACGCGACAACCACGCUACCGUCACCUUAUUCGCUUACUCGUUCGUUCGUUCGCUCACUCGCUCGCUGUUCGCUCGUUCGGGAUCGGAAUCGAGAACGGGGGACCAAAUCGAAAGCAAAGUCCGUAACCCUGUGCGAGCCAGCCAGCUCAGUCAGACACACCGUGUCCUUUGCGUGGACCGCAUCACACGUCAUCCUGACCAAGUCAUCUUCGUCGUCACGCGUUGUAACUGAAAAAACUGGGGAACAUAUUAGAUACGCGUAAAGAACUCGAGAAGGGAUGAUACUGAAUUAAUAUUUUGAAGAAAAAAACAUUGUUAUAUAUAUACACACACUUUUUAAUUUCAACCAUCUUCACUACGUGGGAAAGAAUUUUCAAGAGGAAGUGUCCGAGAGGUCUGAAGUGUUUUGUGUCAAGGGAGGGAUUUUUGUCCAAUUACGUUUGUGGCGCGAGAUCAUUGUGAGCCGGUGAGAAGAUAGUUUAUCUUCCGGGCUAGUAGUCGUUAAUUUUUGAGAAUAAGACAGAAGAAGGACUUUUGACACUUGGGGAUGGUGACUUGUCCUCGUUGGGUGGAGAAUGGUUCUUUGAUUGAGUGUAAAGAUUGUUCGCGUGUCAUACGUACGUGCUCGUACUUUCUGAGAGAUAUCACAGUGUCGUUAUUACGCUUUAAUUUGAUCCACGCAUCGACCUAUUGGAAUGACAGUUUCGAGUGGCAUGAUCCUCGAGAAAUGAGUACUUUGACAGUCCUAUAUGAACUGUAAAGAACCCCCGGGACAAUUUACAUUUUAUGAAGAACCGGUCUUCAAUUUCGACGCGUAACUUACAAACCGUGUUAUUAAGAGAAACCCGCUUGUCUCAGUCUGACAACUCAAAAGUGCCAUUAAACAUUACCGCGGAGGUAAUCACUUCGGAUGCUCAGAGUAACUCGUGCGUGCAUUACGAACUGAAGAUUUACGAAGAGGAAGCCGCCGGAUAGUAUUUUAAAUUAUUACAGCAUCCGAUUCAAUAUACAGUUUAAUACAAGUCGUGACUAAUAAUUUUCAUGAAGAUUUUAAUAAAUCAUUGCUAAUUUUUAACGAGGCAAAAAAAUAAUUAAUAAUCAAAUAUAUCAAUACGUAAAAGAUGAAAAUUAAAUAAAUUUUACUAAAUUAUCCAAUCGGCACCUAUCUUCGCUAUUCAAGAAUCCGAAGCUUAAGCGUCAUAGACUCCGUUACCAGACUGCUGGAAGCCACUUCCGAAGAAUACCCCUGUGUCAUCCGAAUGACGUUUCCCAAUUAGAAAUCUAACGAGAGCCACGCGACAUCGACAGAAGGCCUCGCCAAUCACGCAUCAAGAUGCCGCACACAGGUCAAGCCGGCGUUAAUCAACUGGGUGGUGUAUUCGUUAAUGGCCGACCUCUGCCUGAUUGCGUCAGACAGAGAAUCGUACAACUGGCUCUGGUCGGUGUGAGACCCUGUGACAUUUCUCGACAGCUCCUCGUCUCGCACGGCUGCGUCUCGAAGAUACUGACACGAUUUUAUGAGACCGGAAGUAUCAGGCCUGGUAGCAUCGGUGGCAGCAAGACUAAGAAUAACCCGCGAGCUUUGCUGUUGCAGCAAGUAGCUACGCCGACGGUCGUUAAGAAGAUUCUACGUAUGAAGCAGGAGCAGCCCACCAUGUUCGCUUGGGAAAUACGGGAGCAGCUUGCACGGCAGGGAGCUUGCGAUCCGCAGAGUUUGCCGUCGGUAUCGUCGGUCAACAGGAUUCUUAGGGGGGGUGGAUUACAUACGGAGCACCCUGCUAUCGAGGGUAGUACUUCGAGCAGUUAUCAGGGGCAGAUACCUACCAACGUGGGAACCAGAGAUGCCUUGAUGAGAACGGAUUAUCAAUUAUUCUAUCCAGGAGCUUUGGGACCCUUGCAUAUUUCGACAACUUCCGGUGGCACGAGUGCGCCAACUUGGAAUCCGAGUUUUUACUCAUCUUUGUAUCAAGCGACGACUUUGCACUUGCAUCACGGAAUGCAGUCAUUCACAUCUUUGGAUGCCGAACGUCUUUCCGCGCAACAAGGGAGUCAAAAUCAAGUCGACCUCAAGUCAAGUUCCAGUUCAAUGGCCGGAAGUGACGAUUCACUGGAUAAGAGCGAUCUGGACGAGAACACCGAAUCCCAAGGAAAUUAUAAGUCUUUUCAAAACUCACCGAUUAUCCUGGAAUUGGGGCAGAAAAUCGGUAGCGAUCGGAGCGCUUUCGUCAGGCAUGGGACGCCGAACUGCGCAGGGAAUUUUGAAAAUUCACGGCAGAGCCCAUCGAGCGUGGAGGGUACUGCGAGUCAGAAUUCUGUAUCACAGAGAAUUCUUGAAGCUGGAAGCGAUCGGAACUUGACGAACGAGCCAGGACAAGAUAAUGGGCAGGCACAGCCUCAGAGGAAAAGAAAUCCUUACUCCAUAGAGGAGCUCCUUAAAAAGGACGAAAAUAAACGGGCCGCAAAGAGGCCAAGAUUGGCGAACACUGGCGUGGUACAACCCUGCGGCAUUAUUCUGAACAAAGAGACCUAAGAAAUCUGUGUGUUACGAUUGAUCGUAUUGUCGCUCAGAGUUGCGAUCGUCGAUAGCGUUGUAAAUUGUCUUUAGGAUAACGAUAAUUUAACUUUUAGCUAAUUAAAUUAUUUUAAAAAUCAAUAUCCGCGUGAAAGAUACUCAGAGCCAUUCAGUCCACGCUAUUGUCAUAAUAUUCUCUUGCAAAGUGCAACGGACGGUGCAACAAGUGGAAAAGAGAAAUUUGAAUGAGCAAUCAACCAAAUCGCGUGGAUGGAAUUCGCGAUUCAAUUACGACAGUCUGCACGAUAGAAUCGUUGUGCGCAAAAGUCGAAGAAUUCGCGACGGAUGUAAAGAAGAAGCACUGGCAAACGGAAUGCCGACGUAAUAAAGCCAUAAACGCUUCCGAAGAGUUUCAUAGGCGGGCCAUCGUGUACGUGUAAUGACGUGAAACGGAAGAGAGAGAGAAAAAUGAGAAUGAAGGAAGACGAGUUAGCCGCUUGUCGCAAAGGCAAAUCCAAGUACGGACGGCUGACGGGAUAGUCUCGUGCAUUUACAACGUUGUAAACGUUUUUAUCCCUUUUCUCAUCCCAAACUAAUUAAUGCACUAUAAACACUCGCGAUUUAAUAGCGACGCCGGUUGAGCUCAGGCUAUAUUCGUCGUACCUAUUUAAAUGCCGGGGUUUCGCGGGAAUACGAACGUUACGCAUGGAAUAAAAGAUACCGAUAAAAGUCCUCGUUUCCGUAAGCUAAACGAACUCAUUAAACAGAUAGAAGGUCGAAUUCAUUAGCCACUGAAAUUACAUUAUCCUCGGUACUCGCUUUUCUUUUUUUUUUUUUUUUUUUUUUUUUUUUUUUUUUCCCCCCUUCUACCGGCCUCUCGUUCUUCCGUGCUGCGGCACCGCGACGCAGCCAUUCUGCUCGCUGGAGACCGCGAGGCAUCCAGCUCUAAUGAAGCAAUCUUCUUAUCGGAUUCCUAU
Cephus cinctus (wheat stem sawfly) is the source of this 4264-nucleotide messenger RNA. RefSeq names its product paired box pox-neuro protein (gene Poxn). Gene Ontology annotation, molecular function: RNA polymerase II cis-regulatory region sequence-specific DNA binding; DNA-binding transcription factor activity, RNA polymerase II-specific. Gene Ontology annotation, biological process: regulation of transcription by RNA polymerase II; anatomical structure development. The record is from RefSeq and is a predicted model, not a curated record. The coding region runs from base 2109 to 3305 and encodes 398 amino acids. Lineage: Eukaryota; Metazoa; Arthropoda; Insecta; Hymenoptera; Cephidae. The transcript has 8 exons.